Molecule: messenger RNA, 1227 nt
Organism: Aureobasidium musti
Lineage: Eukaryota; Fungi; Ascomycota; Dothideomycetes; Dothideales; Saccotheciaceae
Source: the annotation of a GenBank genome assembly
AUGGCAGCAGCAGACGAACAGAAGAACAUCGUAAUCAUUGGCGGUGGUAUUAUUGGUGCCACCUCUGCCUAUUUCUUGACGCAUCAUCCUUCAUACAAUCCGGAAAAGCACAAAGUCAUCCUCCUGGAGGCGACAAAAAUUGCCGGAGGCGCAAGUGGCAAAGCAGGAGGACUCCUGGCAUUAUGGGCCUACCCUUCGUCUAUCGUACCUCUCUCAUACAAGUUGCAUAAGCAGCUCGCCGACAAAUAUGACGGUGAUGAGCGUUGGGGUUACAGACAAGUUCACUGUGGUUCGGUAGAUUGCAAAGGCCGUCAACUGCAAAAGCCGACAGAUACUGUGAAGGGCAAAGACAACGAGAUGAACGGAAAGAACGCUGGCGAUCGAGAAAAGCACAGUGUCAGUUUGGAGAAGAACCCUCCAAAGGUAUCGGCCAAAUUGGCAGCCAGAGGCAUACCAAAAGACCUCGACUGGAUUCACCCUGACUGCUUGAGAAUGUACGACGAGAUGGGAGAUCCCUCAACCACUGCUCAAGUUCAUCCUUACCAAUUCACCACUUCCAUGGCCGACUUGGCCGCUGAAAAGGGUGCUGAUGUCCGCGUUGGUGCUGCCGUUAAGAGCAUCAACCACAGCAAGGACGGUAAAAGCGUGGAGAGCGUUACAUAUGAGGACAAGAACGACAACAACAAGGAGGUCACUAUUUCAGCAACGGACGUGAUCAUCUCUGCCGGCCCAUGGACAAGAGAGGUCUACCCUGACGCCCCUAUCUCGGCUACUCGAGCCCACUCUGUCACCGUUCGUCCAACUCGUGAAAUCAGCGCGUACGCCUUGUUCACCGAGAUCAGACUACCAGCUGGUUUCGGAGGUGCAACCGAUAAAGCCAAGAAAUCAUGGGGCGAACAGCAUGUUUCGCCGGAAAUUUAUACGAGACCGAAGAACGAGGUUUAUGCCUGUGGUGAAGGAGACCACAUGGUUCCGCUGCCCAAAUCAUCUGAUCUUGUCGAGGUAGACGAGCAGAGAUGUCAGGACAUUGUCGACUAUGUUAGCAGUAUCAGUGACGAGCUGCGAGACGGAGAGGUUACCGCACGACAAGCAUGUUACCUCCCGAACGUUCGAGGAGGAAACGGACCCUUGAUUGGACACACUGGAGUAAAGGGUCUGCUGAUAGCCGCCGGACACACUUGCUGGGGUAUGUUGACACUUUCUCAACCUUUGCUUAGGCUUGACUGA